UGAGACAGGUAACAGAAAACGUCAGUGGCUGUAUAGUAGUAUAGACUGGCAUAUAGCAGCAUUCAGUAAUGCUGUACAUAGCCAUGGCCCAGCGGCCAGACACUCCUCCCUGCACCUUCCUCUCCCGGAGUCCGACUCCCGGCUCACCUCCACCCCUGAUAGCCACUGGGCGGGGGGCGGCUGGUGAGGAGGCAGUGAGUCAGGGCUCGGAAUGAAAUGGGCGGGUGAGACUAGUGAGUGAGCAGCCAGGAAUACAGCAGCCUGGCGGCGGCGGCGGGAGGAGGAGAGGAGGUGGAGAUCGCUGAGACUGGAGGCAGAAGGGGUCGGGCAGGGAACAUGAAGACUACAGUAAGCACAGUCACUGGCUGCAGCACAGACUCAGCACUGGGGAGCGGGGUGUCUGCCCGCCGGGUUCCGGGCUCUGACAGAUGAUAUUAUCACAAGCUUGUACAGAAGGACUAUUUCCAGUACUGGGAUCUAUUUGCAGAAAAUGAACUCAAACUAAUGAAAUUUGGACUUUAUCAGCCAAGUCAGGAACACAAUACAACACAGUAAACUAUAUAUUUUAACAAGGGAAUUAUUGCUGUGAAGAAGUGUUGCUCAAAUGGAUGCAAUUGAGACUACAAACAUUGAAGAACACACGGAUGUUCCGCGCAGUGAAACACAAAAUGGCUUCCCUAGGUCUGUUUCAUCAAACAGUGAGGAUGAUAACAAUGUUAAAACCAAAUCCAAAAGUCUGCCAAAUGGUUUACGAAAAGGAGCAAAGAAAUAUCCGGACUACAUUCAAAUUGCUAUACCAACAGACUCCAAAACAAAAUUUCCCUUAGAAUGGUGGAAAACUGGCAUUGCUUUCAUUUAUGCACUUUUCAAUAUGGUCCUCACCACAGUUAUGAUCACAGUGGUGCAUGAAAGAGUCCCUCCUAAGGAGGUGAGCCCACCCUUGCCUGACAAGUUCUUUGACUACAUUGAUCGAGUAACAUGGGCCUUUUCUGUAUCAGAGAUAAAUGGAAUGAUUCUGGUUGGAAUUUGGUUUAUCCAAUGGCUUUUCCUCAGAUAUAAAUCAAUUGUGGGUCGUAGGUAUUUUUUUAUUAUUGGAACUUUGUACUUGUACAGAUGUAUUACAAUGUAUGUCACAACGCUCCCUGUGCCUGGAAUGCACUUCCAAUGUGCCCCAAAGCUGAAUGGAGAUUCUUACGCUAAAGGACAAAGGAUCCUGCGACUAAUAACAGGGGGUGGCCUGACUAUUACUGGCUCUCAUAUCUUAUGUGGAGACUUCCUAUUCAGCGGCCAUACUGUCAUACUCACUCUCACCUACUUAUUUAUUAAAGAAUAUUCCCCACGUCACUUUUGGGGCUAUCACUUAGUCUGCUGGCUGCUGAGCGCUGCGGGAGUGGUCUGCAUUUUAGUUGCACAUGAACACUACACUGUGGAUGUCAUUGUGGCCUACUAUAUAACCUCUAGGCUCUUUUGGUGGUAUCACGCCAUGGCUAAUGAGAAGGCCUUAAAGAUUUCAUCCCCAACUAAUCUCCUUUGCCGAACCUGGUGGUUUCCUGUGUUCUUCUUCUUUGAGAAGAACGUUCAGGCCUGUAUUCCAUGCUGCUUCUCCUGGCCCAUCUCAUGGCCUCCCAGCUGCUUUAAAUCUUCAUGUAAAACAUAUUCAAGGGUUCAGAAAACAGGGGAAGACAAUGAAAAAUCCACCUAACUUAAACACAGAAGUAACAGACUGUGCAUAAUAAACACUCUUUAACCAAAGGAAAAUAUUAAAAUUUUAUUUUUACGAAGAUGCAAUUGUAAAUAAUGAAGUGGACCAAACGUUGUGUCUUUUAAUUGCAAAGGUUGUUGCACACAGGAUACUGUGGUAUCACUGCAGUGUGCGUGUCUUUUUGUCUCUGUUAUGGUUACACUGCAUACUCAUUUGUUGAUUCCUAUUCGGAUGAGAACAUCAGUUCCCUUUGAAAAAUGGUAGGUGAUUUGUACCCCAUAGGAGUGCUUUAUAUAAUACAGUAAUUAAAAUUGCCAGUUAUACAUUGAAGUAUUAUUAGUCUCUGGAUUAGUAACCAAUAAUUUAUGGCCAUACAAGGUCCACCUAAAACCUAGUUCUUCAAUAAUAUAUUUUACUCCACAAAUGUAGAGUUUGAGGUACAGGUAAUAACUAACAUUAAAGCUAAAAGACAGUCUGGUCUCAGUUAUAAAAUGUGUUGGACCUUAAAAGCUGUACAUUGCACAAGCAGCUCAAUCUUAAACAGACCCACUUUUGUUGAGCCGCCCUAACAUACCGUAUAUUACCAAGCGUGGCCCUUUACACACCAGUUGUACAUGCAGUAAUGUUAGUUAGUGGCACUUCUCACAAUAUGUAUUUAGCAGUCACUGCAAUUACCCUGGAAUCAAUUUUCUAUCUUUCCUGUGGUGCAGUCAUAUCAAUAUCAAAGAAAAUUAUUUGCCUAUUUAACUGAAUAAAUUGCUAAGACAUAUGGGAAAACAGUAAUGGUCUAUUGUCAUUGCCACAUGAGAUCCAGAUUUCUGCUUGUUAUAGAAGUGGAAUGUACUGGAAGUGGCAUGGGGACAAACCUUAUUGUUAAUUUACUGUUGUGUAUGUACAUGUUUAAUUUAACUCAACAUUUUUAUCAUUUUUAUAAUAUUAUCACACUAACACUCUUUGAAGAAACAAACAAAUGUAACCUUGGGUGAUAAAGCUGACAUACCCAGAGGCAUGUACAUGUUUUAGCAGAUAUAAAAGUGUGUAUAUUCACUCCAACCUGGGUCCCUCCCUAAUUCCUUUCUGGCUAAGGGUCAUUGGUGCUAAUACGAUCACUUUACUUUUGGUUUGGGACCGCGGCACAGCUACUACGCAUGGCGGUCACUAGUCCCAGUAUGUGCAGAUGGAUAUUACCAUGGAGGGAUCUUUUGGAACCAUCUCCCAAAAAAAUAUGGUGUAAUGUAGGCCAUAGUAAUGACUAACGCCAUCUAAAGAUAGCAUUAGCUAUCGGGCCCAAGCUUAGUAAAUUUCACUAUUUAGCAACCCCGAUGGGGUCACUUUUGCGGAAAAAAAACAGGGUAACCAUGGCAUAUAUUACAAAUAUCUGCUGCGGCCACCACUUCUUACAUCCUGAUGAUACUUUUUGUGGUUGUCCUUCGGAAACAACUUUUAAAAGGAUUUUCCACAAAAUUCCUUUUAUGUAUAAAUAGGCCGCUAAAUGUUGUUAUUGGCCUAAGACAAGUUAAAGUGAAUUCAUUAUUAUUAUUAUUUUUUGUCUCUUAAAUUCUUUAUUAGACAUUUAAAUUUUAUGUAGAGCACUCAUAUACAAUACAUGGCUCCUUUAGUUGGCUAGUUAAACCUCCAAUUAUUUUUCCUGGCUGCUCAGUGUUGAUCCUGUUGGGGUUUUGGGAGCAUUUGAAAUGCUGGGAAUGAACCACCUUCCAUUCUGUGAUAUGGAGCCUGAGUUUCAAAUCCUCAGCACAGGAUGCCAUUUGUGCUGUAGGGUCACAAUCCAGUGACUUUGGGUGAAUGAUACACAGUAGUAAAACUUUUCCUACCCACUGAUUGGCUGUAUUUAGGCCAAUUUACUAAUAGUGCCAGUGAGUCUCUUCAUCUAGAUAAAUGUGCACAGUUCAAUCUGUUUUACCCCAGUAUAAUCUGUGGGUGACUCUCCACAUAAAGAAAGUUGAGAUUUGUAAUUUAACAAUUAAUUGAAAUUCCAGAACUGCGUAGGUAAGUUUGAAGAUUUGUACAUGUGUCUGUUUUUUGUUUUAUUUUUGUGAGGGAUUUUUUUUUCCCGAAAAGAAGAAAACAUGUUCCUUAAGCAAUAAAGAAAUUGAAAGAAUAUCCUUUAUUGACAAAUAUCUAUAUAUCUUGACAUAAUUCCUUUCUUUUAUGUGCAGUUUAUAUACAUGUAUAGCUGUUUUGCACUUUUGAGCUAACUCAUAGGUUGUUUUGUUAUGUUAUGUUAUGUUUUAUUUAUUUCAAGAAUACCUGUAAGAAUUUAUCGUGUGAAAUUCAAUUUGGCACAUAGGCAGCUAGGUUCCAGCAUUUCAACCGUUUUGCCUGCAGUUAGUGACCACCAAUUUUGUAGACCAUAGAGAUGUACAUCAAAAUUUAUCUAUCAUCGCAACUGCACUUUGCCACUUAUUGAAUUUCCCUGCAUAAUUCCGAUCAUAAGAGCAAAACAUUUGAUCUUGCCAGUGUUUUAAUUUAAUUCCUAGUUUAUGUUUCAUGAUACCAAAAAGUGACUUAAUAUUACGCUUUUAAUCGAAAAUGCGAAAAGUGUAUUAAAUAGCAUAUUUUUGUAUUAAAAACUGAUUUUUUUAUGUUCCAUGAAUGUACACAUGGGAUGCACAUUUUGAUAAAAUUGUUAUUGUAAAAUAAACCAAAAUGGUGCUGUUGUGUGUUUUUUAGAGUCAUCACUGUCCAAUAUUGUGGUACACUCCACUUCAUUAUUAAAUAGGCUUAGCUAUGCUUUGCUCCUUUGAUUGAUGGCGAGAAGCCCUAUUAGAUGUGGUGAAAACCAAUCUCCUGCCUAUACAGAAGCAUGGCAAUUUUUGACUGAGGUAAUAAAAAAAUUAAAACCCAGAAAAGUGACACAAAUAAUAAAUGCUGCAAUUUCCCCUCAUUUUCAUUUUAUAAAGAAAAAUUGAAAUGUUGAAAUUACUGAAGUGGGUGGUCUUAGGGGGUCAUUCCGAGUUGUUCGCUCGUUGCAGAUUUUCGCUAUACUGCGAUUAGUCGCUUACUGCGCAUGCACAAGGUUCGCAGAGCGCAUGCGCUUAGUUAUUUUACACAAAAGUUAGGUAUUUUACUCACGGCAUAACGAAGCUUUUUCAUCGCUGUGCUGAUCGUAGUGUGAUUGACAGGAAGUGGGUGGUUCUGUGCGGAAACUGGCCAUUUUAUGGGAGUGUGUGGAAAAACGCAGGCGUUCGAGUUGCAAAACGCAGGAGUGGCUGGAGAAACGGGGGAGUGGUUGGGCAAACGCUGGGUGUGUUUGUGACGUCAAACCAGGAACGAAAAGGACUGAGCUGGUCGCAAUGGCUGAGUAAGUCUGGAGCUACUCAGAAACUGCUAAGAAAUUUCUAUUCGCAAUUCUGCUAAUCUUUCGUUCGCACUUCUGCUAAGCUAAGAUACACUCCCAGAGGGCGGCGGCUUAGCGUGUGCAAUGCUGCUAAAAGCAGCUAGCGAGGGAACAACUCGGAAUCACCCCCUUAAAGCAGUACAGGUUGAGUAUCCCAUAUCCAAAUAUUCCAAAAUACGGAAUAUUCCGAAAUACAGAAUUUUUUGAGGGAGAUAGUGAAACCUUUGUUUUCUG
This is a messenger RNA of Pseudophryne corroboree (corroboree frog), 5294 nucleotides long. It is a transcript of the gene SGMS2, whose product is annotated as sphingomyelin synthase 2. The coding region runs from base 605 to 1702 and encodes 365 amino acids. Gene Ontology annotation, biological process: ceramide biosynthetic process; sphingomyelin biosynthetic process. Gene Ontology annotation, molecular function: ceramide cholinephosphotransferase activity; sphingomyelin synthase activity. The record is from RefSeq and is a predicted model, not a curated record. The transcript has 6 exons. Gene Ontology annotation, cellular component: endoplasmic reticulum membrane; Golgi membrane; plasma membrane. Lineage: Eukaryota; Metazoa; Chordata; Amphibia; Anura; Myobatrachidae.